AUGCAAGCAGAGGAUAAAGACACUACAGAAGGAGAAAGGAAAACAUUAAAGCAGCAAUUGCAAGAAAAUAGAGAAUAUCGAGAGAAACUAGAAACACAAAAUUCUUCAUAUAUCCUAGAUGAAGAAGGUGCAAAAUUCUAUGAAGAAUUGAGACAGAAGGAUCUUGAGAAGGAAAUGAGAAUAAAACAACAAGAGACAAUUGAACUCAAACGAUUCAAACAACUACAAGGGGCCAAAAGGAAAUCAGAUCAAUCGCCUACUUUAAAGACAUCUUCUGUUAAGAAAGCACAAAUAAACAAGAUACCGAGAAUUAUAGCUAAAGCGAAUCCCAAGAAGCUUGAGAGUGUACUUUCUUCUUCCCUAAAGAAGCCAGAAAUAUCAGAAAAUAGUAUAGGGAGCCAAGAAAACAUAAAACUAACCACACAGAACGAACCCGCAGGUACAAUAGUAAGUGGCUAUUCUUCAAGCGAAGAUGAAGAAGAGAAAUAUGAGGUUAAUUAUGGAGUUGUUACGUAA
Molecule: messenger RNA, 516 nt
Organism: Hemisphaericaspora subhashii
Lineage: Eukaryota; Fungi; Ascomycota; Pichiomycetes; Serinales; Debaryomycetaceae
Exons: 2
Coding region: 1-516 (171 amino acids)
Source: RefSeq, a predicted model, not a curated record